Messenger RNA from Phacochoerus africanus (Common warthog), 512 nucleotides. RefSeq lists its product as uncharacterized. The coding region runs from base 1 to 459 and encodes 152 amino acids. The record is from RefSeq and is a predicted model, not a curated record. The transcript is spliced from 5 exons. NCBI's taxonomy places the organism in Eukaryota, Metazoa, Chordata, Mammalia, Artiodactyla, Suidae.
AUGGAGGGUCCCCGCCCCUGGGGGCAGGGCGAGACCACGGAAGUGACGACACCGAGCAUUCCAUUAAAUAUCCGUAGGCGGGCCCCUAGCGCUCUCUCGGCCUUAACGCCAUCUUCUGAGAAACCUCCGCGCCAUGAGAGCGAAGUGGAGGAAGAAGCGAAUGCGCAGGCUGAAGCGCAAAAGAAGAAAGAUGAGGCAGAGGUCCAAGUAAACUUGUACACCGUGGAAGCCACAGGAGCAGAAACGAGGAAAUCCCAGAGGCCAGGGACGUUGGUACAAUUUGUUGGACUGCAUGCCUUCUGUCUAGAACUUGUCUCAAUGGAUCUAGAACAACUUUUCGCCGUUCUGAUCGCCUGGACCACUCUGAGACCCACCUUGCUCAUAUCAAAAUGGUCCCUUUUGGUUUUUUGCCCUGGACCUGUGACUUUCUGGACUAGUUCUGUUCUCAGUUGUGGCUGAAUGUAACACGUGUACAAUAAAUUAUCUGCUGUUUUAGCUGAAGAAAAAAAGUC